This is a messenger RNA of Aphanomyces invadans, 3619 nucleotides long. Its product is annotated as polyribonucleotide nucleotidyltransferase. The record is from RefSeq and is a predicted model, not a curated record. Bases 11 to 2500 code for a protein of 829 amino acids. Gene Ontology annotation, cellular component: cytosol; mitochondrion. Lineage: Eukaryota; Oomycota; Saprolegniomycetes; Saprolegniales; Verrucalvaceae. The transcript is spliced from 10 exons. Gene Ontology annotation, biological process: mitochondrial RNA 3'-end processing; mitochondrial mRNA catabolic process. Gene Ontology annotation, molecular function: polyribonucleotide nucleotidyltransferase activity; 3'-5'-RNA exonuclease activity; RNA binding.
CCAGUCGAGAAUGCUUCGACUUCCUGGCCGCCGUGCGGCGAUGCUCGCACGCGUCCGUCGCCCUCUGCUUCAAGAACGCUUAAUGGUGUGCCAGGUUGAACCACACCAAACCAUUCGUAUGGUGGCCCCACUACAACAACGCACAUUCUUCAAUUGGCUCGGACGUGAAAAGGAAAAGGAGCACAUCGCGCCCACGGCGCCAGUGGACGCUCCGGAUGCAGCAAUCGACGAUACAUUGACACAGGUUGCCACAAGAGCAACCAAGAUUGAAGAGUUUUUGACGCAAAAGCAAGCCAACAUCGACUACUCGUUGGGGAAGUUUGCCCCGUUGGCCGACGGCAGCGUCAUGGCACGAUGGGGUAAUUCCAUGGUUUUGACCACCGUCGUGAGUGCACAUGCAACGGACCCGGCGGCGGACUUCCUGCCACUCAUGGUCGACUAUCGCGAAAAAUUCUCGUCCACCGGCACUAUUCCUGGUACUUUCAAGCGUCGCGAGAUGGGAUCGGAUGCCGAGGUCCUCAAGAGCCGUGUGAUCGACCGCAUCGUUCGGCCUCUCUUUCCCAAAGGAUACAGCUUUGAAACGCAGAUCUUGGCGACGGUCCAGUCGUUCGAUGUCGACCACGACCCUGUUGUUCUCGCCGUCAACAGCACGUCCGCGGCGCUCAUGUCGUCCAACAUCCCGUGGAAUGGCCCCAUCGGGUGUGUUCGCGUCGUGCAAGUUGGCGACGACCUCAUUGUCCACCCCACAGCGGAUGAGGUCAAGGCCGCGACCUUGGACUUGCUUUAUGCAGGCACUGCGCACCGCACGAUGAUGAUUGAGGCGGAAGGUCAUCAAGUCCCAGACGCAAUCGUCCAGGAAGCACUUCGUCUAGCCCAUCGCCACAUUCAACCGCUCAUCGAAGCGCAGCUGAGUUUGCCGCAAAAGACCAAGCGCGAGUUCUCCCCGCUCGAGAUUCCUCCAGACAUGACCGCAAUGGCAGCAACGUUGCGCUCGGACAUUCGCGCAUUGCUUGGAAGCUUCCAGCAAACGAACAAUUCAAAAAAGGACCGCCAAGCCCUCGAAAGCAAAUGCUACAACGUGAUCAAGGACAAACUCGUGGCAGCUUUUCCCGCGUACACCAAGGAGAGCCCCGUGGUGAACUCUGUCGCACACGACUUGAUUCAAGACGCGCUUCGGUCGAACGCUUUGGCUGGAAUCCGCUUGGACGGGCGCCCCGACACCGCGGUUCGAUCGCUCGACAUGGAAACGUCAGUGCUGCCAAUGGCGCACGGGUCGGCGCUCUUUAGUCGAGGCUACACGUCCGCGCUGUGCACCGUCACGUUGGGAAGCUUGGACUUGGCGAUGCGCGUGCGGUCAGCGCUGACUGACAACGACAAGUUUGAAUCGAAGCGGGCGUUCUUGCAGUACGAAUUUCCUCCGUACUGCGUCAACGAAAUCGGCAAGCUCGGCGCGCCGAACCGCCGCAUGAUCGGACAUGGAGCGCUCGCGGAGAAGGCAAUUUUGCCCGUGCUACCGCCGCUGGCGCAACUGCCCAACGCGAUCCGCAUGACGUCCGAAACACAGGGUUCGGAUGGAUCGAGCUCGAUGGCGACGGUUUGUGGGGUGUCCCUCGCUCUACUCGACGCGGGCGUUCCCAUCACUGCUCCUGUCGCAGGCAUUUCCAUCGGGCUUGUCAGCGGCGGCGAUCUCACGGAUGGCAUCUCCCCCAUCGAAGAGUACCGCCUCCUCACCGAUAUCUUGGGCACCGAAGACCACUACUUCGACAUGGACUUCAAGAUUGCCGGCACCGCGAACGGCAUGACAGCGAUGCAAUUGGACGUCAAGUUGCCUGGUGUGCCGGUCGAGAUUUUGUGCGAGAGCAUCGAACGCGCGUCGUCUGCGCGAGGUCACGUACUCACCGAGAUGGGCAAGGUGCGCGUCGAGCCACGAGCGAUCCCUCUCCCUUCCAUCGGGUCGUCCAUCAUCCAUCACGUCACAUACGACCCGUCGAUGCGUGGCGUGUUGAUCGGAUCGGGCGGCGGAACGAUUCGCGAGCUGGAAACGCAAUCGAACUGUGCGAUUCACUGCAAAGAAGGCGGUUUGGCCGAGAUCAUUGGUAAAACAGAGGAAGACGUGGCGCUGGCGACGCGCCUCGUCCAAGAAAUCACGUUUGUGUAUCGGCGCAAUCAACGGUACAACGUGGUCGUCCAGACCGUGAUGGACUUUGGAUGCAUCGUCGUGCCCGAGUUUGCCUAUGGCACGCCCCAAGCGCUGGAAAAAUCCAAGCAAGCAUUCUUGCACGUGACGGAAAUGGCGCACACCCCCGUGAAGCGAGCCAACUUGGCCGUGAAACCGGGUCAAGUGUUGGAGUGCUGGUGCAUUUUUGCCGAGCGCGACAUGACCAAGCUGUCGAUGAAGGCCCUGGUCGAUCCCGACACGAACAAAGCGUUGACCGACGCCGAAGCCAUCGACCAACAAGUCAAGCUAGAAGAAGCCCUGAAACGCAAUCGAAUGACAUAAUACAAUUUUAGACCUGCCGCGGUGGAUCGACGUGAGAAGGGUGGUAGGUGUGUGGCGUCGACACCGGCACGUAGCUUCCUUCCAUCAUCGACUUUAACUUGCCGUGGAACCAUCGCAUGAAGCAGACCCCGACAAAGAGAGCAAACAAGCCGAAUGCACCGCCGACCACGAUGACGACCACGUCGCGGGAUGGGUUCAGCGUCGGCGAUGGCACGACGGGUUUGUUGUUGGUGGGGAGCGGAGUCAACGGCGCGACCUUGGUCGGUGAUGAGGUCACGAUGGGCUGGGCCGUCGGCGCUUUGGUGCGACUGGCCAACACUUGUAAGUCCCUGAGCCAGGACGCCAUCAGUUUGCUGCCCUCGGGACGACACCACCCCGUGCCAAGCACAACCAGCUGGCAUGGCACAACGAAACUCCCGUCGGACGCAGGACACGUCCCUGCCACGGGCUCCUGGAUGGGAGAAGCAUGGAUCGCGGCAUGCGUGGAGUUGGCGCUGCGAUGUAACUGGGCAGAUAGCUCAGGGAUCGUGGUGCUGGGUAGGGUAUCUUGGGACCAAAGGCUCGAGUUGGAGACCGCUGGCGGAGCGAAGACUUCGAUAGCACACUUGAGGGGCGUUCGCAGCUGGGUCGGCAGGGACGUAUUCAAGCGAAGGUAGUAUUCCCCAACUGCAUUCACACAAGUGUUGAGCGUCACGCCCAAGUCGCUCGAUCGAAAGGCAAUCGACGACAUCGGAGCACCAACAUCGACUUCGCCGCCCCAGCCACACGGCGUCAAGACUUUUGCAAACUGCGUCGCGGUAACGCGAACGUACCCUGCGUCCCAAAGCAACGCUCGUUGUGCGAAUGUGUUCAACGUGGUCCAGGUCAGGUUGGUGCCCUGCAGCCGCGACAACACGUCACUUGGUACCGAUGCUGUCAGCGCUGGUGGUUGGGACAGCAAGCGAUCGUACAGGAAUUUGUACCUCGCAACAAAGUCGGACGACUCUCUCCAUCUCCCGGGGGUGUCUGGAGGGGUCGUUGUCGGCGGAGCCGUGAUGAUCGCCGGCACAGCGGUGGUGUUGGCAUCGUCCAUCGUUGCACGCACGAUUUCAAACGCCCACCGUUACCGAAUCAUCGCAC